AACCGGACCAUGGCGCCGCCGAAGCAUCUGUCCGCUGUAUACGUGGCGUUUCAACUAUUUAUUCUGAAGUUGUUUCAUUUCGCCGAGGCAAACCAUGGAGGGCUAUCGCUUCUGCAACCGUAUGAUUUCUUAUACUACAGUGGAGUUCGCUCGUAUUAUAACCAGGAGUGGGCCAAAGCUGCAGAACUGAUCGAGAAGUCCAUUAUUACCAGAGAGUCUCUGUUCAGGGUUCGGAGACAGUGUCACGACGUGUGUCAGACUUCAGGACAAGAAGCUCGCCAGAGGCUUGACACAGCAAAGGGGGCGCUGUGGGACCUCUGGGCCUUGGACUGGGUUCAGCAGGAGGCAGAAUGCCUGAGGUUCUGCAUGGGUCGCUCUGUCACUUCCACCGCACUGCUUCCUGUCUCUAGCGACAUAGACUAUGAGUUUGGCACCCGCAACCCUUACAACUUUCUUCAAGUCACGUAUUACAAGCUGGAGAAGCUGCAGAAAGCUGCAGCAGCCGCUCAGACAUACUUCGUCGCCAACCCCAGCCACUUGGAGAUGAGAAACAACAUUGAGAAGUACAGAAGGAUGGAGGGAGUGACAGAAGAGGCGUUUCAGGACCGAGAGAUUGGCAAUGAGAGGCACUGGGUUCUCUAUGACUCCGCUCUUCAGCAUGAGGCCUCGUCCAACUGGCCCCAAGCUGUUGAGAAGUGGAAAGCAUGUGUGAACGAAACACUCCGCCAGACGGAGGAAUGCAGGGUUCAGUGCCUUGUCGCUUCUCAGCCGCUGCCGGAGGACAGAGGAGUGGGAACUGUGGACGGGGUGUUUGAGAAAGCUGCUGCUCUCUCUCUUUCCAUGCUCUCCUGUCGGCAGUUCUGCGUGACGCAAGUGUCCACACGACCCGGAAGGCUCUCCGCUCAGGAGGAUUUCCUGCCUACUCAGCUGGAGCACCUGCACAUUGCACAAUUUAAAGCCGGCGACAUCAGAGGAGCAGUGAAGACUCUUCGGUCUCUUCUCUUGUUCUACCCCUCUGAUAAGGACUCAGUAGACAACCUACAGUUCUACUUUGAGACCCUGGGGGGUGACAGAGAGUCAAAGGAGACACAACCCUGUGAGGAGAUCAGUCGAUAUGUUAGUCGCUCUUUGGAAGAAAAGAAGCUACUGUAUUUUGGUGUGGAACACUUGGACUUCAGCUUCACAGACCCAGAUAUCUGGACUCCAGAAGAUGUGGUACCGGAGUCUAUCAGAGAGGCCUGGAAGGCUGAAAAAGAGAAAAUGAAUGAAAAGAUGAAGGAAGGAGAGCAGCAGAUUGACGUUGAUGACAGUGGAUUUUUUGCUGGUGGUCCGGUUCCACAAGUGGGUGUGACCAUCACAAUGGAUGAUGAACUUCUGAACGGGACCAAUCGUGUUGUGUUUGAUGGAGUGAUGACGGAAAAAGAGUGUGAGAGAAUAGUGCAGCUAGCAAACGCUGUAGCCUCUGCUGGGGACGGUUACCGGGGGCGACGGUCCCCCCACACACCUCAUGAGACAUUUGAUGGUCUUACUGUCCUGAGGGCUGCCAAACUUGCUCAGGAUGCCCUGGUGAACCAAACAGACGCUAAGCUGCUGUAUGAGCUCGGAGAGCGGGCCCGAAUCCUGCUCCAUUCCUACUUCAGGAGCCCGUCGGGACUUUUUGUUGCGUUCACUCAUCUGGUCUGCCGCAAUGCCGUCCCAGGGGACCAGCAGGGCAGGAUAGACCUGUCUCACCCCGUCCACGUGGACAACUGUCUCCUGGAGCCGGAGACCAAACAGUGUUGGAGAGAGGCUCCGGCGUUCAUUCACAGAGACCUCAGUGCGAUUCUCUACCUGAACCAGGACUUUGAAGGAGGAGAGUUGUUCUUCACUCACAGAGAUGCCAAGACAGUCACAGCUCGUGUCAAACCAGCGUGUGGGCGGCUGGUCGGGUUCUCAUCUGGGCCUGUCAAUCCUCAUGGCGUUACCGCGGUAACCAGCGGCCGCAGGUGUGCGCUGGCCCUCUGGUUCACAAAGGAGAAGCUGUACCGAGACAUGGAGCGGGAGGAAGCUGAGGUCAUGUGGGGGGAACCGGGUGUUAAAAACGAAGAGGAAGGUGGUGGCAACACCGCCAGUCGGAAUGCUCGAAGUCAAUCAUCAAAAGACAAAAGCAAAGAGAGAGGAAGGGUCACAGGAGGCAGAGAUGAGUUGUGAGGGGGAAACAUCCUAAGGUGCCAUCUGGACAGUUCUUGCACAUUAUAGUCAAAGAAAAAGGUCUCACUUUUGAGUCCAUGUACAUUUAUUUGUGUGUGUGAAGGAAUUGGCCAUCUCAUGAACACAGGAUCAGGACCUCAAUAUGAACCAACAUGCACCCAUGUAUUUCAUACUACAGGAAGACCGACCUUCCACCACUUGUGUCCACUUAAUGCAGUGCUAUCAUGUGGCACAUGUACACUUACACUGUCUUCACUCUCUCAUAGAACGACGUGGAGAUCAGGGUAACAAGAGGAUCAAAGGGAAUUUGAGUCAUUCUUCAACUAAUGUGUAUAUAUAAAUGUUUUUAUGUUUUAACUUUUUUUUAAACCAUCCAAAGGAAGACUUGUAGAAGAUAUGAAGAGGAAACACAUGACAGAUUUAGAUUUGCGUAGUCUUUAUGACCAACUGUGUCUAAAAUUAUGUGACAGUACAGGAAUUUAUUUGCCUGUUCUCAACCAAUGGAAACAUGAUUGUUUUAUUUUGCUAUACUGAAUUCAGAGAUAAUAUAUGAGGUAUUUUCAGAAACUGGCAAAUACAAUGUGAGACCAAGCACUUCAAUGAAUGUAAUUUGUCUCAAGCUGAAUUUAAAGUUGUUUGUUCCUUACCUUUCAAACAGAAUGAAAAUGUAUGUUUGGCUUUUAGAACUUGUGUCUUCCCUGCUGUGUGUGGCCUUUCACUGUAAAACGAUGCAUACAUCUGAUU
Molecule: messenger RNA, 2934 nt
Organism: Synchiropus splendidus (mandarinfish)
Lineage: Eukaryota; Metazoa; Chordata; Actinopteri; Syngnathiformes; Callionymidae
Gene: p3h3
Product: prolyl 3-hydroxylase 3
Exons: 16
Coding region: 10-2190 (726 amino acids)
Biological process (GO): collagen metabolic process
Cellular component (GO): endoplasmic reticulum
Molecular function (GO): procollagen-proline 3-dioxygenase activity; protein binding; L-ascorbic acid binding
Source: RefSeq, a predicted model, not a curated record